This is a messenger RNA of Lonchura striata (white-rumped munia), 5131 nucleotides long. NCBI's taxonomy places the organism in Eukaryota, Metazoa, Chordata, Aves, Passeriformes, Estrildidae. The record is from RefSeq and is a predicted model, not a curated record.
UUCUUUUAAGAUAUUUUUAUAGCUUCCUAUACUAGUCCUAGUCAUUCAAAGUUUAGUACAGUAUGGCUUUUUUAUAAGGCCUUUUGAUAAAUAAUAUUAAAACAUUAUUAAAUGAAUGAUGUGUUUUGCUGCAAUCUCUACUAAUCAAUAUUUAAGACACCAUGUUAACCAUCUUGUGCAACAUGCCGUUGAACUUACAAACAGAGCUAUGUACUAUAGCAGUUAUAUAUGUAAUUGCAAUACUACUUCAACAGUCGUUGUAUAACAGUGGGAAAUGAAAAAGAAGCCCUGAACAGCCAGGUGCUGGGCAUGCAGGAGGUGAGCUGUGAGAGGUGACAUUAAGAACUGUUGCCAUGUGUGGCAUGGCUGUCAUCACAGCUCCCUGCACCCCCCAGGCAGUUUGUAAUGGUGUCUGCCUUUAUCCCCCUGGCUAAGGUCACUGAGAGGAGAUUCCCACUCAUACUGGGUGGGUUCAGUGUGCUUCUUCAUGGGCUGAAACGGGAAAAGCCAGAGGUCUACAGGAGCAGUAAAGCAGUCGAGUUACCCACUUCACCUGCAUGGUGGUUGCACACUCUUGAACUGACAGCUGAGAAGUACAGUGGGGAUGGGAAGACCAUGUGGACUUUGGUAAUUAAUAGUAGAACUUGUCUAUACAGUUUUAGAAUUAAUGUUAGGUAAGUGUGGUUGAUAUAUUUACCCUGUUAAAAAAUCCUGUUUUGGUUUAUAUCUUACAUACCUUAGAUGCCUUAAAGCAGCACUCUGUGUACACUAGUAUUUGUAAUCCUAGCAUAUCUCCUGUCCAAAUUUGUUCUAAAAGUGUUGCAGAUUCUUAAUUAGUUCCCAUGCCAAUUUUUAAAUCUUAGGUUGCAUGACAGCCAGUGGUUUUCAAAGAGGAGAUGCAGAUUUUUUAAUCUACAUUCUCUCAUUUUUUAGAAUGGCUGUUUAACUUUUGUUGGCAUCUCCACUGGUCUGUCGAGUUCCCACAGACAAAGUGUCAUGUCAAAGUGCCAUGAACUUUGAAACAAAAUGAAGGUUUGCAUAGAAACAGAAUCAUGGCCAUAUCUCUGUACAGUUAAAUGAUCAGUGUAAAGUUCAGACUGAAGUGUUCUGAUGGUCUGUUCUGCUGUUUAGCUCCCUGAACCACUGAGAGCAUUAUCACUGUAUCUUGGUGUUUAGAUUAGGUUAUUUAACUGCACUUGUAGUUCAGUGAUUAUAAAAUUAUUUAAUAAGAUUUUGAAAAAGAUCCAUUGGAACCAUUCUUGCAUUCGUUGGAAAAAUACUUUAUCUUGUCUAUAAAAAUAUGUGUGGGGAUUUUUCUCUAACUUUUGGGUUUUGUUGCCCGUUUAGUUAAAGCAAAUGAAUGCUCAGCUCUUGUCAUUCCCAGAUGUGGUCCAGCAAGUCCAUUUAAAGGACACUUAAGUAACAAAAGUAAUGUUUUCUGCAUUGGCCCCUCUCGUAAUCUAACUAACCAGUACAUGAUCAGAGAUCACAUGGUGAUUCAUUAUAACAGAAUUCUUUCAGCCAAAGCAGCUGUAGACUCUUCAUUGCCCAAAAGUAGGUUGACCAGCAUCAAAUUUGCUGACCAGCAAAGAAGAGAGAAACUGAGGAAGAAGAUAGCCAAAUGUAGAGAGAAAAUAAGUGUGUGUGAAGCUCCAUCCUGUCCAAGAGACAAUGGAAGGCUGCUGCCAUCCUCUUCUAGAAAGAGUCUCUUGGAAGCAGAAGACAAUCUCUCACCCUCUGCUGAGCAGGCACAGUACCUACCAAGAGCAGCAUCUCCUUAUGGCGAGGGUUGCUUGGUUCACUCCAGUCCAGUGCAAUGCAUCAGGAAAUGUUCUCGGAAUACGUGCAGGGCACCUUACUCACACUCCAGUGUCUGUGUGUCAAAGCCACCAGGGAAACGCUUUGCACUUCCCCGCAGCCACUCCAUCGAGAGCUUUGUGACCGUGAGGUGCCAGAGGUGCCACGGAAGCCACGCCAGAGCCUGCGGCGGGGAUCUUCUCGAGAGGCACUCUGAAUACUUCACUAAGAGCCGAAAACCUUUUACUCCACGCACCUUGAUAUCAGAUGCUAAACCUUUCCUAUCAGAGUACAGGUUUUACACUCCCGCUCAAAGAAAGAAGAAAAAUCACCGCAAGCAGUGUGUGGAAGCUCAAACACAGACAGAUAUGAUCAGCUUUCCAUCUGCAGACAAAGUGCAUGUGAGAAAAGUUAUGGGUGAAAAGCAGAAGAUCAAAUCAAAGGCUGAAGAUAAACUGUACACUUUGGAUGAGCCUGAGAGAGGAGUAGAUGGUUUUCAAGACUCCAUCCUAAGAGAGACAUCAUGGUGUCUUCAGAAGUCUUCACCAAAGAGAACUAUCAGUGAUGAAGAGAUAUCAUGGUGUCUUCAGAAGUCUUCACCAAAGAGAACUAUCAGUGAUGAAGAGACAUCAUGGUGUCCUCAGAAGUCUUCACCAAAGAGAACUAUCAAUGAUGAAGAAGAGGAGCUGUUGUAUUUAACUUUCAUUGAAGAUGUUACAAAUGAAAUUCUUAGACUUGGCUUAUUUUCUAACAGGGUUCUGGAUAAACUGUUUGAGUGCCAUAUAGAAGAGAAUAAGGACCGCCUUGAUGAGGGCAAAAUGCGCCAGAUGUUGGAUAUGCUGAAAUCAGACCUUGGCUGCAGCGAGGACAGCGUGACAGAGAUAAUCUAUGCAGGUCAGGAAGCCUCGGGCCCACUGGAUCUGCAGGAGUUUGAUACAACAGAAAAGCCUGAGCGUACCAGUAAAGGUCACAAGCUGAGGAAAGCUACAAAAAAUGAAGAAUUCCUUGAGUCCGUGGACUUGUUAAAGAAACCAAACAUACGUGAAUCCCUGUCACGGAGCAGAAGGUCAAGGGAGACACGGCGCAAGGACUUCUCAGAAGAUACCAUAGAAAUUAUGGGUGCUGGGACAGAGUCUGAUUUCUGUGGUGAGGAAUUAGAACACUCAGACACUUCACCCACCUGUGAGGCAGCUUUAAAUUUGGCUGCUUGGGACAGUGAUUUGGAAGUCAAUGAGGAACUUGAUGAACUUGGGGAAGACUUUGCAGAGGCCCUUCACAUUUCACGUAACUGUAACCAAAGCUUACCUGUUAAACAGGAAUAGAGCUCCUUCUGUGGUGAACUGCCAUUUGUCAAGCAGUAGUAAAUUGUUCAGUUUAUUUCAGUUAUUUCUGUUUAAAUACUGCUAAGAUCUCUGUAGCAGGAUACUAUUAACUGGGCAUUAAUCUCUGUGUAAGUUAGACCUUAAAGGAUAAAGUCAGGUAUCAGAAGAAUUUUGUGUAUUUUGCCCACAGUUGUAUAACUCAAAAAAACCUUAAGAAUAUUAAAACCAGAUUUAUAUUUUUAGGGCUGUAAUAAUAAGUUAUGAAAUAUUUAUUGAUUUAAAUAAAUUGAUUGAUAGCGCAGCUGUGGUCCUGCUAUAAAGAUCUGAGAUGUUUAGUCUGCAAGAAUUCAACAGCUUAACAUAAACUCAACAUCAAACAAUGUCCUCUUCCAGAAUGGACAAACAGUUCUGCCAUGUAGUGCUCACAGAAGCCCACAAAUGAAAAAUCAAACUAUUUCAUAAGAAGAAAAUUCAAAUUUUUACAGAUCUAUGUAGAUUAACAAUUGCAGUUUUUUAUUUUCAGUUCUCAACUGAAUGAGACUGCUAAGUUCAAUUCUUUGCACUGAUGACAGACAUGGCAUAGCAUUCUGCAUCAAGCUUUGGUUUUGGAAAAGGAUUGAAUUGAUUACUGUUUGAUGACUAGGACUGUGUAGAAGAGGACACAUCAGGCACCUUGUACAGCAAAUGGAGAAGAGGUGGUGUAUUUUCUGGUUUAAGUUUAAAUUGAAGUUAGUACAUGCAUUGCACAGAAUUAACCCAAAUGUCAUUGAUGAAUCAGUGUACAGUUAUUGCCUGACAUUCCCAUUGCUGCAGAAUGAGCUUAACAGGUUAUUAGGAAAUGCUGGCAAGUUGCAUUGUCUUGCUGUGGGUGAGGAACUAGGAGUAGUCUUAGGAACCUGGAUAAAACCUGUCCUUUAUAUCUCCUAGGGUCAGUUUCUAACCUUCUUCCUCCAAGGACGAGCCCAAAUUGUACCAGUUCUUACAUAGCAACUGCCACCACCUGCCUCCCCUGUGCCUUGUGAGCAUCAACCAAGGUUUGUGACUCUGUCAGCCAGAUGACCCAUUGCAGCUUAAAGGAGCUCCAAUAGACACAGACCACUGCUUCACUUAUGAGGCAUAAACUUCAUAAGACAAAAAGGAAAUGUCAAAAAACAGCUAGAGGAAGCUAGUCAGAGAAAAACAUGUUUGGCACAGUCAUAAAACUGCAGUGCGGAACACAGUUCCCACUUUCCUGGGUACCUUGUCCACAAUAAUAAAUUGCACUUGUUGACAAUGACAGAAAACCAGAGUUUAUUUUAGCCAGGUACAUGGGGCUGGGCAGAGGGGCACCAGCCUUUCAUCUGCCAUACUUAGUUGGCUGCCUUGUAAGUCUGGCCUGCAGCAUGAGUGCUCUGGCUCACUGCAGGUGAGAAAAUGAGAGGACUUCUUCAUCCCCCCACCAGAGCUGUCUUGUUGAAAAGAUGUGACCACAGUGCUGAGUCGGUACAGUGCAGGGAGGUUUGUCCUCAGUCACAAGUGAUCACAGACCUUCUCCAAUCCUCCAGGAAGCUCUCUCUCUAUUCGAAGGGAUGACCUAGGAAACUUGUUUCUACUUUAUGAAGAAUUCUGACACACUGGGACUGGUUUGAAAACUAAAGAGCAUGGCUUGAUGCAUACAAGUAUAAAGCCUCUUUGCUUCUCAGACAGGACUUCACCCACUCUUGGGGCCCUCCAUUCCAAGUUCUCCAUUCUUGGUCAAUAAUUAGAAUUUAGGGUUUUUUUCCCUACCAAUCUCUACACUUGUGACUUGUACAUUGUAAAAAAUGUCACUCAGCAAACUUCACCUUCUUGUGAACAUGAGUCUGAUUAAGGAUUAAUAAGAAUUUCACCUUCAAAUUCUGUAAAUGAAAAAAUAAUGUAGUAAAUACUGUUCACACCACAGCAGUGAACUUCACAGAAAGGCAUUAGUAAUGGCAUACUAAUUUCCUGUAAUACAAGUAAUGCAAAAAUAAAUAAAAAGUUUCUUGACCAUA